AUUUUGUCCAGCUGAAACAGCGACACAAAGUAGGUGGGAGAUGAAAUAAAAUUUGAUUUGGCCGCUGCGUUGGAUGUCAAAGCUGAAAUAAUGCAGUGACAAUGGCUGAUGCGACCCGAGCGUGUGAAUGUGAGGGGCGCUGUGCAAGUGUUCUUAAACCCGCCGGCCUGAGCUAGCUACCUAGCUGAGCAUCCAAUUUUCGCCUUACUCACACACCACCACCCGGGGAAUCCCAAGCUAGAAGAGGUCGUCGUCCUGCACGUCCUGCCGUGCGCUCCAUCAAAGGAAACAUAAACCUAAUGGGUCUCUCCAUGCUUGUUCUACCAGUGCUCUUGGGGUUGUUCUAUGGAGCAAGUGACAUUAAUUGCUCAACAGUUCAUGGUAACACCACGGAUCAUCGUUCACUGCUUGAUUUCAAAGGGGCCAUCAGAGCGGACCCAAGAGGAGCCUUGCGCUCUUGGAAUGAGAACAUCCACUAUUGUAUGUGGUCGGGCAUCAAGUGCAGCACAAUGCACCCAGAACGUGUUACAGUGCUAAACCUUGCCAACUUGAGCUUGACAGGCCAAAUCACACCCUCUCUAGGAAAUCUAACCUUCCUUUGGGAACUUACACUAUCCAACAAUCUCUUCUCUGGCCAGUUGCCCCCUCUCAAUCGUCUUAUAAGAUUAGAGUCCCUUUACUUACAAAACAACUUGUUGCAGGGGAACAUUCCGAAUGCACUUACAAAUUGUUCCAAACUCCGUUUACUAGACCUCUCUUCUAACAUGCUAGUGGGUUCGAUUCCUGGAAAUAUAGGUUCCCUCUACAAUCUAGUGGGAAUUGACCUUUCCAAUAAUAGCCUCACAGGAAACAUUCCACCAACCUUCGGCAACAACACAUACUUAAAAGAGCUACGACUUACCCACAAUCAACUCAAAGGAAGCAUUCCUGAAGAUCUUGGGAAAUUGCCGAAUAUGGGGGAGAAUCGGGCAGUGUUUCUCGGUCAGAAUAGGCUAUCGGGUAGAGUUCCAGCAACAUUGUUUAAUCUAUCCAAGCUUAUAAUACUGGACCUAAGUAUGAAUAAGCUAAGGGGAACAUUACCAUACAAUAUCGGUAAUCUAUCUGCCGCGCUUCGGUGGCUAGUUUUGGGUGCAAACAACUUGUCUGGGACAAUGCCACCGAGCAUUGGGGCCCUAAAGAACCUAACAGUUUUAGAUCUUGGAGGAAACAACUUCGUUGGACCAAUACCAUACUCCGUCGGGAAUCUGCCAAAGUUAUGGAAGCUUGAUCUUUCCGAUAAUCAUUUUGAUAGUUGGUAGCACAACGACACUACUGACUGCUAAUGACUUAUUCAUGGUGGCCGAAUGAGCCAGGGAUGCAGUUUGCUGUGCGAGUGCAAUGACCCGACGAGAGCUCUGCACCUUCCUGUUCUUGCAUGUCUGUGUCACACUUUCUGUCAGCGGGCGUGGUUGCUCUGUCUGGACUACAGUUUUCUAUAUAUUGCUUCUUUUCCUUAGCGGUUUCCUAUAUUUUCAGCGGAUCCAUCCCCAUGUAUGUAGGGUUUGUGGAUGUACGCACCUCAUUUGUAUUUCUGUCACCUAGAUGAAUUGAAUAAAAGGCUUCUGUUUGGGGAAAAAACAACGUGGCUGCUCCCGGAAAUGGUUGUAUUGAGGGAGAUGAUUUGUGGCCCUGAGCCUCGAAGGGUAUAAAUGAUAAGUUCAUGGUGCUAACAACGGGGCAAAGUCUCAUCCAUUGGUGAACCCGAAAAAAAAUCCAACAGCAAGACCUGUGGAGGAUAAUCUUAGGGGCAGUCAAAUAAGGUCUGUAGUGUUGGCCCGCUUUGGAGUUGCUCCCGGCCUAUAACUUCUAGGUUGUUGUCAUGUUCAUAAUGUGUCCUGGCGUAGCGACGCCUCCUGUAUUUUACAUUUUUGAGUCGUGACACAAGAAAACACAGUGAAUCAAGAAGCUCUUCUCGUACGCGACUAA
Molecule: messenger RNA, 1965 nt
Organism: Triticum aestivum (bread wheat)
Lineage: Eukaryota; Viridiplantae; Streptophyta; Magnoliopsida; Poales; Poaceae
Product: putative receptor-like protein kinase At3g47110
Exons: 2
Coding region: 300-1298 (332 amino acids)
Molecular function (GO): protein binding
Source: RefSeq, a predicted model, not a curated record